This is a messenger RNA of Nymphaea colorata (pocket water lily), 1391 nucleotides long. RefSeq lists its product as uncharacterized. Bases 249 to 1217 code for a protein of 322 amino acids. The record is from RefSeq and is a predicted model, not a curated record. The transcript has 10 exons. NCBI's taxonomy places the organism in Eukaryota, Viridiplantae, Streptophyta, Magnoliopsida, Nymphaeales, Nymphaeaceae.
GUUUAGAGGCAUUGCCGGUUUAGCCGUUACAUUGCCGUCAAAUGCAUCUAAUGGAUGGCGUGGACAGCUUUCGAACCACACACUGUUUUCAACUGCACAGGACGGCAAAGGGUGAGUUCCCUACUUUUAUACAUAUCUGACGGCCAUGCUCGUUGGAUUGGCAGAAGCACCGGCAAGUCUUCCUCGACGGCAGCCGCCAAGCACCGACCACUAUCUCGAUUUCUCCCUUCCCAGCCCCACCCUCUACAAUGUUUCUUCAGAAGGGAUUCAGGACAGCUGCUUUUGGUCUCUACGGAUUUUUACGUUUCACAAAAUCUGGAUUCGAGGACAAUGCCAAGCGAUUUAAAGCAGAAGACAUGGAAAUCCAGAUGACAGGAAAAAAUUGCAUGGUCACUGGAGCAAACUCUGGAAUUGGCUAUGCAACUGCAGAGGGUCUUGCAUCACGUGGCGCAACUGUAUACAUGGUUUGCCGUAAUAAAGAGAAGGGAGAAGCUGCAUUGUCUGAAAUUAAGACAAAGACGGGUAAUCCUAAUGUACACCUUGAGAUUUGUGACCUUUCCUCCACGAGCGAAAUCAAGUCAUUUACAUCCAGAUUUUCUUCAUCUGAACGACCACUUCAUGUCUUGGUUAAUAACGCCGGAUUGCUUGAGCACCACCGUGUUACUACUGCAGAUGGAUUGGAGCUCAACUUCGCAGUAAAUGUUGUAGCAACUUAUGCUAUGACACAACUGUUUUUGCCACUGUUGGAGCAAGCAGCACCUGAUGCACGAGUUAUAACAGUUUCCUCAGGUGGAAUGUACACACAAGAUUUAACAGAUAACUUACAGUUCAGUGAACCUAAGUUUGAUGGGACUGUGCAGUAUGCACGAAACAAGCGAAUUCAGGUUGCAUUGACGGAAAAAUGGGCGGAGUUGUACAGCCACAAAGGCAUUGGCUUCUAUUCGAUGCAUCCAGGUUGGUCCGAAACACCUGGUGUUGCAAAGAGCUUACCGGGUCUCUCCAAAAGAUUAUCUGGUAACCUCAGAACUAUAGAGCAGGGGGCAGACACAAUUCUGUGGUUAGCUUUGCAGCCAAAAGAAAAAUUGACGUCAGGUGCGUUUUACUUUGAUCGAGCUGAAACAACAAAGCACUUGCCACUUUCAGGUACCAGACAUUCGCCUGCCGUGAUGGAUGCGAUUCUCAAGAACCUACAAGCGCUGAUAUUUUCAAGGGAAUGAGAUAAUCUUAACAGUAACUCCAUUCUUGUCUCUCAUGAGAAUGGAAUAGAACGCAAUGACUUUAAUAUUUGUGCAGUAAAUCGUAAGUCCAUGUCGGCAAUGAUUUGAGUAGCGAAAAAUGUUUUGUAUAGUUUAUCCGUUUAUUUUCUGGUAAUACAUGAUGGAAGUUCUUUA